Cuculus canorus (common cuckoo) is the source of this 3298-nucleotide messenger RNA. RefSeq names its product one cut homeobox 3 (gene ONECUT3). Lineage: Eukaryota; Metazoa; Chordata; Aves; Cuculiformes; Cuculidae. The record is from RefSeq and is a predicted model, not a curated record. Gene Ontology annotation, biological process: regulation of transcription by RNA polymerase II. The coding region runs from base 6 to 1328 and encodes 440 amino acids. The transcript has 2 exons. Gene Ontology annotation, molecular function: RNA polymerase II cis-regulatory region sequence-specific DNA binding; DNA-binding transcription factor activity, RNA polymerase II-specific. Gene Ontology annotation, cellular component: nucleus.
CCACCAUGGAGCUGGCGAUGGAGAACCUGGGCAGCUUGCACGGCGUCCCGCACUCGCAGCCCGCGGAGCUGCUGAGCCCGGCGCACGGCAGGCAGGGCUCGCACCGCAACCUCGUCCCGCACGGCCGGCCAGCCAUGGUGUCGGGGAUGGCUUCCAUCCUGGAAGGGGGAGAUUACCGCGGAGAACACAGCCUGGCAGCCCCGCUACACCCGGCCAUGAGCAUGUCCUGCGAGUCCCCCUCCGGCAUGAGCCUCAGCAGCACCUACACCACGCUGACCCCCCUGCAGCACCUGCCGCCCAUCUCCACCGUUUCGGAGAAGUUCCACCACCCGCAUCACCAUCAUCACCACCAUCACCCGCACCAGCGCUUGGCCGGCAACGUGAGCGGCAGCUUCACCCUCAUGCGAGACGAGAGGAGCUUGGCUUCCAUGGGCAACCUCUACAGCCACUACCCCAAGGACAUGCCGGCUAUGGGGCAGCCCCUCUCGCCGCUGCCCAACGGGCUGGGCAGCCUGCACAACGCCCAGCAGCCUCUGGCUCCCUACGGCCCCGGGGGCCACUUGCCCAACGAGAAGAUGCUCUCGCCCAACGGCUUCGACUCGCACGCCGCGAUGCUGUCCCGGGGCGAGGAACACCUCGCUCGGGGCUUGGCGGCUCCCAGUUCGGCUAUGAUGCCACCUCUCAACGGGAUGCACCCCCACGGCCACCCGCACCCCCAAGCCGGUGGUUCUCUCUUGGGUGAACGGGAACGUCAGGCCUCGGCUACCGGAUCGCAACCGGGGAGCUCCGGGCAGGUGGAGGAGAUCAACACUAAGGAGGUGGCUCAGAGGAUCACGGCCGAGCUGAAGCGUUACAGCAUCCCUCAAGCCAUCUUCGCGCAGAGGAUCUUGUGCCGCUCCCAGGGGACCCUCUCGGACCUGCUGAGGAACCCCAAGCCCUGGAGUAAGCUCAAAUCCGGCCGGGAGACUUUCCGGAGGAUGUGGAAAUGGUUGCAAGAACCGGAAUUUCAAAGGAUGUCGGCGCUCAGGCUGGCAGCUUGCAAACGCAAAGAGCAAGAGCAGCAGAAAGACAGGAGCCUGCAGCCCAAGAAGCAGCGGCUGGUCUUCACAGACCUCCAGCGCCGCACCCUAAUCGCCAUCUUCAAGGAGAACAAGCGCCCAUCCAAGGAGAUGCAGAUGACCAUCUCACAGCAACUGGGCUUGGAGCUCAACACCGUCAGCAACUUCUUCAUGAAUGCCCGCCGGCGGUGUAUGAACCGCUGGCAGGAGGAGCCAGGCACCAACCCCGGAGUCCCCUCUUCUUCUACAAGCACUUUCUCCAAAGCAUGAUGUCCCCCAGCCCUUCCUGCCCCUUCCCGGACAUCCUCCUCAUGACAAAGCCAACCCAGACUCACACGCAUGCCCCGAGCUGACCGGGGUGGGUGCUUUUGGAUGCUGUAGGUCCAUCCUCCUCCCAAACCCUCAGCUGGCCGUCACAACUGCGGGCCUCAUGCCACAUCCUGCUGCCAUGUCCUCCCAGCUCAUGGAGCAGGGAUAAGGUUUGCAACCAAGUCAGCUCUGUCCUUGGGAGGACUUGGAGGAAAGCCCUGUGGAGUGAGGGAUGACAUGGGAUGGAGGAAAAGGCUGAGGUGCUGUUUGGGAGCAUCCCGAGUCCUCAGAGACCACAGAACCUUGUCUUCACCUCCCCAGCAGGCUCUUUGGGGAGAGAGACACCCCUUGACCCCCCCACCAACCUUGAUCUCCACCACAGCCACCCUUACAGCUCCCACAGUGGAGGAGUAAAGGUGGGGGAGGUACGAGACAUGGAGUCAUGGGGUUGGGCUCUAGCACAACCCCAUCGAACUGGGGCCAAAUGCCCUAUGGUUCAGAGGGGGACGAGCAGGGAAGAUGCUGGAGGUUGACUUCAGCCUCCUUCCAGGUCUUUGGCUGCUGAAGCUUUUUCCCCUGCUGGGAUGCAACAGAGUUCCCCAAGGCAGCCAGACCCUCUCGGCUCAAGCAUUUCUCUCCCCUGAAGGCUUUGCAAAACCCAGUCAAGGGCAUCCCUUUAGCCCCAGACUCCUCCACAGGCACCUUCCUCUGACUCACCUCACCCUGGACACCCCCAAGAGCACCCACACCCCCUCACGGACAUCCCACACCCCCCCCAUCCCACGAGAGCACCCAUCCCCGGAUCCCUCCCAAACUCCACGGCACAGGAGACGUCUCCCCGUGGCCGCCCGCCUCCGCGCACCCGAGCAUCCCCCAGCUGGAGGGGACCACGGCUGCACCGCGUCGCCUGGCGCCCAAGCAGGUCAAAGAAGCACAUUUUAGCUACAGAAAUCGGGUAUUUAAAGAUAAGAAUUGUUUGAAAGGAGACGGGAGGAGAGACUUGGAGCGAAGGAUCGGAUCUUGCCUGGUGACUGGCUCCACCAUUCACCGCUGGAUUUCUGGUUCACUUUUCAGUUGAGGAAUGGACUCAGACAAAGCAGCUUUGUUGGCUUUGUGUCUCGCCCCAUCCACCCUUCGACACACACUAUCGCACCCCUCCCGUCCCCCCCUCUUCAUCUCUGUUACCAAAGAAAUUACAAAACCAAAAAAAACCCAACAACACCAAAAAUUCCCUCUGGGGAACCAACGUCGGCGUACGGUGGGAAAAGAAAAAUCCAAGGGAUCUGGUGGUGAAAUCCAGCCCUGGGUGUGAGAAGAGGGGGGGAAAAAAACCCUCCCCGGUGAGUUCGAAAGGGAAAAAAAAAAACAACCCCCCAAAAAAAGGAUUAACAACAGAAACCACAACCAAAAAAGCUCAAGACCGGCAAUUUACCAAAAAAAGACGCCAGAUUAUUUUUUUUUUUUCGUGCCAAUUAACAACCUGCCUUAAAACGCGAAUUUCUGGAGCGAUGGUACUAGCUUCAAACCGAUCGUUUUCCUCCGAGCUCUCGAUGGUGACUUGUGCCAUAAUAAAAAAAGCAAUCACGAGGCCAAACCCUCACAAUCAGCCCUCGUCUCAGCCACCCCGUGGGCUCCUUGCAGGCUUCGGGGUCCUCUGGAGGAGCAGGAGGUGCCGCCGGGGACAGGGAUGGGCUGGGAGAGGCUUGGGGAUGGAGAGGAAGACAAGGACCCCUCCUUCCCCCACCACUUGGGGAAAAAGUAAUCCUUCAGAAUCAACCAUCAACCGAAAAACGAAAGGGACAUUAUUGAAUUUAUGCGGGUAAAAUAGUACCACCUGUGUUCUAGCGCUACGGUUUCUUCGAUUCACUUUACUUUGCGAGCGAUUUGUUGUGUAAGAGGAAGGCACCUUGUUGAAAAGAAGAUGAAAGAAG